Messenger RNA from Alternaria novae-zelandiae, 1053 nucleotides. RefSeq lists its product as uncharacterized. Lineage: Eukaryota; Fungi; Ascomycota; Dothideomycetes; Pleosporales; Pleosporaceae. The record is from RefSeq and is a predicted model, not a curated record. The coding region runs from base 1 to 1053 and encodes 350 amino acids. Gene Ontology annotation, molecular function: transmembrane transporter activity. Gene Ontology annotation, biological process: transmembrane transport. The transcript has 2 exons.
AUGUCUGCAAGCAUGAUUGCACCGUCGCUUCCUGCCAUCGCUUCCGAUCUCACCAUCAGCGCUUCUACUGCACAGAUAACCAUGUCGCUCAAUGGACCAGUCAUGGCAGAUAUGUAUGGCGAGAACGAACGCGGCAAAUCCCUGGCCAUGGUGACGCUACUGCCCUUCCUUGGUCCUGCUCUCGGACCAAUCAUCGGUGGUCUUGUUACCCAUUCCCUCCAUUGGUCGUGGAUCUUUUGGAUCAUGAGUGCUUUCAACGCAGUAGUCCUAAUCGUUGGAUUCUUCUUGAUUCGCGAAUCAUACACACCAGUCUUGCUCCGUCGCAAAGCCUUAGCCGAGGGUGGUAACGUCCCAACCACCAAAGCUGAGCGUGCUCGCAUUGCGCAGAACCUCCUGCGUCCAAUCCGCAUCUUUAUGACAAGGCCUAUCACCUGGCUUAUCUCACUGACCGCGACGUUGUCUUUUGCCGUCUAUACACUCAUGCUCGCUACUUACGCGUCGCUGUGGAUCGACAAAUACGGUCAAUCUGAGCUUGUCGGCAGCUUACAUUAUCUCUCGGUUGCAAUAGGCUCGACCCUAUGUGGUCAACUGGGCGGCCGCAUCAUGGACUGGUCGUAUCGAAGACAAGCUAAACGGACUGAUGGAAAAGGCGUGCCUGAGUUCCGCAUCCCCUACAUGGUUCCAGGAAUGAUCAUCAUGCCAGCCGGUCUCUUCUGGUAUGGGUGGUCGGCCGAGCGCACACUCCACUGGGUGAUGGUCGAUUUCGGUGUUGUUAUCUUCACGCUGGGUAGCUUCAUCGUGAACCAAGCAAGCAUCGCAUACCAGAUUGAGGAGUUUGGCCAGUUCGCAGCUUCCUCUGGUGCAGCAAUUCGUUCUGUUUCGUAUGGCCUCGCAUUUGUCUUUCCGGUUUUUGCGCCCGACAUGUACAACAGUCUGGGAUAUGGUUGGGGUAACAGCGCAUUGGGUUUCGCCUCGAUUGGUUUGGGAUUACCAGCAAGUGCUGUGCUGUGGUUUUGGGGCGGUAGGAUAAGAGCUGUUGGCAAGUCAAGCUGA